UCCGGGAACAUGGCGGCGGCAGCGGUUGAGCGGGACACUUUACCUGAGCACUGGUCGUACGGCGUGUGCCAGGACGGGCGCGUCUUCUUCAUCAAUGACCAGCUCCGCUGCACAACCUGGCUGCACCCGCGCACGGGGGAGCCCGUCAACUCGGGCCACAUGAUCCGCUCAGACCUGCCCCGCGGCUGGGAAGAGGGCUUCACGGAGGAGGGCGCCAGCUACUUCAUCGACCAUAACCAGCAGACUACAGUGUUUAGACAUCCUGUGACUGGGCAGUUUUCUCCAGAAAAUAGUGAAUUCAUUCUUCAAGAAGAGCCAAAUCCACAUAUGUCGAAUCAAGAGAGAAACCAAAGACCGUCCAGCAUGGUCAGCGAAACGUCCACAGCUGGAACCACUUCCACUUUAGAGGCCAGGCCUGGACCAAAGAUUCUAAAGUCCAGCAAUAAAGUGCACAGCUUUGGGAAGAGGGACCAGGCCAUUCGGAGGAACCCCAAUGUUCCAGUGGUGGUGAGGGGCUGGCUGCACAAACAGGAUAGCUCUGGGAUGAGGCUUUGGAAAAGGAGGUGGUUUGUGCUGGCUGAUUACUGCUUGUUUUACUAUAAAGACAGCCGAGAAGAAGUGGUCCUCGGGAGCAUCCCUCUGCCCAGCUAUGUGGUUUCACCCGUGGCCCCUGAGGAUCGCAUAAGCCGCAAGUAUUCCUUUAAGGCUGUACACACAGGGAUGCGAGCCCUCAUCUAUAACAGCUCCACAGUGGGGUCUCAGGCCGAGCACUCAGGCAUGAGGACUUACUACUUCAGUGCUGACACCUUGGAAGACAUGAAUGCUUGGAUCCGAGCCAUGAACCAGGCUGCACAGGUGCUGUCUCGAUCGUCGCUCAAGAGGGAUGUGGAGAAGGUGGAGCGGCAGGCAGUCCCCCAGGCCAACCACACUGAAUCCUGUCGCGAGUGUGGCCACGUGGGACCUGGACACAUGAGAGACUGCCCUUACUAUGGCCAUGAUGACUCCUUUGGCUUCGAGAGGCGAGAACAAGAGGAAGAACGGUACCGUUCCCAGAGGGACACACUGGAGGGCAAGCGGGACAGGAGCAAAGCCCGGUCCCCUUACUCACCUGCUGAGGAGGAUGGCCUGUUUGUGGAUUUACCUGGUGGUUCGAGAGGCCAGCAGGCUCAGCCACAACGAGCAGAGAAGAAUGGUAUGAUGCCUGCCUCAUAUGGUCCAGGAGAGCAGAAUGAAACUGGUGGGUACCAGCGGGCCUUUCCUCCCAGGACCAACCCCGAGAAGCACAGCCAGAAGAAGAGCAGCAUGUCCCAAGUGGAGCACUGGGUGAAGAUCCAGAAGGGAGAUGGCAGGAGCCAUCCCUUGGAGCAGACACUUCCUCGCCAGGGUCCCAGCCAGCCCCUGAACUUUCCAGAAAAUUACCAGACUCUUCCAAAGAGCACCCGACACCCUUCUGGAAGCUCCUCACCCCCACCCCGAAACCUGCCGAGUGACUACAAGUACGCGCAGGACCGAGCCAGCCACCUGAAGAUGUCGAGUGAAGAGCGCCGGGCACACCGGGAUGGCACCGUGUGGCAGCUGUACGAGUGGCAGCAGCGCCAGCAGUUCCGGCAUGGGAGCCCCACGGCGCCCAUCUGUGCAGGCUCCCCAGAGUUCACUGACCACGGCCGGAGCAGGAGCAUGCUGGAGGUGCCCCGCUCCAUCUCUGUGCCUCCAUCUCCCUCUGACAUCCCUCCCCCGGGGCCCCCAAGAGCCAUCCCGCCCCGGCGGCCACACACACCAGCUGAGAGGGUUACUGUGAAGCCACCUGACCAGAGGAGGAGCAUGGACAUCUCAUUGGGGGGUUCUCCCAGGAAGGCACGGGGCCAUGCCACCAAGAACUCUUCGCAUGUGGACCGACGCUCCAUGCCCUCCUUGGGUUACAUGACGCACACUGUCAGCGCUCCCAGUUUACAUGGAAAAUCGGCUGAUGAUACCUACCUCCAGCUGAAGAAAGACCUGGAAUACCUGGAUCUAAAGAUGACAGGCCGGGACCUUCUCAAGGAUCGAAGUCUGAAGCCCAUGAAGAUUGCAGAGAGUGACAUUGAUGUCAAACUAAGUGUCUUCUGUGAACAAGACAGGAUCCUCCAGGACUUGGAAGACAAGAUACGAGCCCUUAAAGAGAACAAAGACCAGCUAGAGUCUGUGCUGGAGGUUUUGCACAGACAAAUGGAGCAGUAUAGAGACCAGCCUCAGCACUUGGAGAAGAUAUCCUUCCAGCAGAGAUUGCUGCAGGAGGACCUCGUGCACAUCCGGGCAGAGAUCUCCAGAGAGUCCACCGAGAUGGAGAAUGCCUGGAAUGAAUACCUGAAGUUGGAGACCGAUGUGGAGCAGCUAAGGCACACCCUACAGGAGCAGCACAGAAGAGCGUUUUUUUUCCAGGAGAAAUCACAGAUACAGAAGGAUCUGUGGAGGAUUGAAGAUGUCAUUGCAGGUCUGAGUGCAAAUAAAGAGAACUUCAGAAUCCUGGUGGAAUCGGUCAAAAAUCCAGAAAGAAAAACAGUGCCUUUAUUUCCUCAUCCGCCGGUGCCUUCACUCUCAACCUCUGAGAGCAAGUCGUCCCUGCAGCCCAGCCCUCCAACCAGCCCUGUGCGAACCCCUCUGGAAGUUCGACUCUUCCCUCAGCUGCAAACCUAUGUGCCGUACCGACCUCACCCACCCCAGCUGAGGAAAGUGACGUCCCCACUUCAGUCACCAACAAAGACGAAGCCCAAAGUUGAAGAUGAGGCGCCUCCCAGGCCCCCACUUCCCGAACUCUACAGCCCAGAGGACCAGCCGCCGGCUGUGCCCCCUCUGCCAAAGGAGGCCACCAUCAUCCGACACACUUCCGUGAGGGGCCUCAAGCGGCAGUCGGACGAGAGGAAGCGAGACCGAGAGCUGGGCCAGUGUGUGAACGGGGACUCACGGGUGGAACUCCGAUCCUAUGUCAGUGAGCCUGAGCUGGCGACCCUCAGCAGUGACACAGCCCAGUCCUCCCUUGGAUUCGUGGGCCCUGAGAGCAGGUACCAGACGCUGCCAGGUAGAGGACUCUCAGGAUCCACGUCAAGGCUCCAGCAGUCGUCCAGCAUUGCUCCCUAUGUCACCCUCCGGAGAGGUGCUGAAAACAUCAAGAUGACCUUCCCUAGACCCAAGAGUGCCUUGGAGCGCCUGUACUCAGGGGAUCACCAUCGGGGCAAGAUGAGCGCGGAGGAGCAGCUGGAGCGCAUGAAGCGACACCAGAAGGCCCUGGUCCGGGAGCGCAAGAGGACGCUCAGUCAAGGGGAGAGGGCAGGCCUCCCCUCCUCCCGCUACCUCAGCCAACCUCUGCCCGGAGACCUCGGCUCAGUAUGUUAG
This is a messenger RNA of Elephantulus edwardii (Cape elephant shrew), 3369 nucleotides long. It is a transcript of the gene PLEKHA7, whose product is annotated as pleckstrin homology domain containing, family A member 7. Gene Ontology annotation, biological process: pore complex assembly; epithelial cell-cell adhesion; zonula adherens maintenance. Gene Ontology annotation, molecular function: protein binding. Bases 10 to 3369 code for a protein of 1119 amino acids. The record is from RefSeq and is a predicted model, not a curated record. Lineage: Eukaryota; Metazoa; Chordata; Mammalia; Macroscelidea; Macroscelididae. Gene Ontology annotation, cellular component: pore complex; zonula adherens. The transcript is spliced from 23 exons.